AUGAACAUUGUAACAAUUAAAAAACUAUCAAAUAAAUUAAAAAAAUUAAAAUCUUUAUAUGUUUUGAUUCCAACAAUUAUUAUAUUAUAUUUUAAUAAUAAAUUAAUAUAUGAAAAUGUUGUUUUAAAACUUAAUGGACCAGUAUUGGAUUCAUUUUUGAAAGGGUAUACUAAAGAAGAGGCAAUAAUGACAUUAACAAAUUUAGGAGAUGAUGGAAGAGAAAUUUAUAAAACACUUUAUUCAAGUUAUUAUGAUAUUACAUUUCCAAUAAUUUUAGCAAUAACAUUAACUUCAUUAUUAUCAUUGAAUUAUCCAUUGUACAAAAAAGAGAAAUCAACAUCUACUUUGGGUAUUUUCAAUCUCUUACCUGUUUGUUAUAUGGUUUUCGAUGAAUUGGAGAAUUAUUGUCAUAUUCAAAUUUUAAAAUUCUUUAAACCAACACUAUCAUCAACUUCAAUUGAUAACUAUUUAUUCUUUGGUUCAUACUUUUGUUUUUUAAAAUAUAUAUUUUUUUUCACAUGUUUAUUUUUAUUAUUUUUAGGUAUUUUAAUCAAUUUUGUACUUUUUGUAAACUUUAAAAUUAAUAAUAAUAAUAAAAAAAAUAAAAAAUUAAUUUAA
Molecule: messenger RNA, 618 nt
Organism: Dictyostelium discoideum AX4
Lineage: Eukaryota; Evosea; Eumycetozoa; Dictyosteliales; Dictyosteliaceae
Exons: 2
Coding region: 1-618 (205 amino acids)
Source: RefSeq, a predicted model, not a curated record